Mauremys reevesii (Reeves's turtle) is the source of this 2800-nucleotide messenger RNA. Its product is annotated as GTPase IMAP family member 4-like. The coding region runs from base 436 to 1524 and encodes 362 amino acids. The transcript has 3 exons. Gene Ontology annotation, molecular function: GTP binding. The record is from RefSeq and is a predicted model, not a curated record. NCBI's taxonomy places the organism in Eukaryota, Metazoa, Chordata, Testudines, Geoemydidae.
ACACAACUUGAACCCUGCCAUGUUUGAGCGAUGACCCAACAUGCUCAUAGCUCACAUACUCACCUGCUGUCUUUGCAAAUGGUGCAUCUCACUCGGGUUAGGGCUCUUGACAGCUGUAGCACAGACAAAAGCCUUCUCUUUGCUAAGGCAAAACUUGUCUUUAGAUGAGCUGUGCUGACCAGGAGCUACCUGUGUCCAUUCUACAUCCAAACUCUUAGCUUGUUCCCCACCAACGAUCCCACACGUGUUACAUUUUACACCCUUUAUCCCCAUUUACAGCCCCUUCCUCGUUACUUACAGGAUUCCACCCACUACUGUACUUUCAUUUACCCUUCCUUAAACCCACAGAUUACUCUCAUAUCCCACCUCACUGUUGACAGUCUCCAUGCACCACCACUGGCACGACUGACACAACCUACACAACCCAAUGCUGAAAUGAUGCAUACUGGAGUCCUCAAGAUAUUUCAAGUAAAAAUGGAAAGCUGGAUACGGAAAGAACAAACUGAUGCCCCAGGGGACUUCGGCCGCUACACUGGGGAAUCAGAACUGAGAAUCAUCCUUGUAGGUAAAACCGGAGCUGGGAAAAGUGCAACAGGAAACACCAUCCUUGGCAAGAAAGUGUUUGAGUCCAAACUCUCAGCAAAGUCUGUAACUGCAAAAUGCAGUAAGGAGACAAGCAUCUGGAAUGAGAGGAAUGUGAUGGUGGUUGAUACUCCUGGCAUUUUUGACACACAUGUACCAGUGGAUGAAACUUGUCGGGAGAUCAGUCGCUGUAUUGUAGCCUCCUCCCCAGGGCCCCAUGCUAUCAUUCUAGUGGUGCCACUGAGCCGUUACACUGCGGAGGAAAAAAAAGCAGUCAAACGAAUACAAGAUAUUUUUGGAGCUGAGUCCAUGAGGUACAUGAUCCUGUUAUUCACUCGGAAAGACGAUUUAGAGGAUACCGAAUUAGAAGAUUUCAUAAAAGGCUCUGAUGCCCAAGGCCUUCGUGAGCUGGUAGGAAAAUUUGGAAAACGAUAUUGUGCUUUCAACAACAGAGCAACUGGAGAAGAACGGGAUGCCCAGGUGAAUGAGCUGCUGGGGAUGGUAGAUAAGAUUGUGCAGGAGAACAGAGGCACAUGUUACACGAAUGAGAUGUAUAACUAUGCUGAGAAAAAGCUUCAAGAGAAAACAGAGGAGCUAAAGAAAUACUAUGCAGAGCAGUUGGAAAGAGAGAGAGAGAAAAUAAAACGUGAUUAUGAGGAGCAAAUAAAACAACUCAAGGAAGAAUUAAAAAGAAGGGAUGAAGCACAAAAUCCUCCUUAUCAAGAUGAAAAGGAGAAGAUAAUGUGGCACAAAGAAGUAGCAGAAAAGGAGAUGGUUUUGCAACAACAAAAAUUGAGACUUUUAGGAGAAAAAGAGAGAGAUUAUGCUAAAAAACAAGCAGGAGCCAGGGAAGAAGCUGAAAGUGAUAUAAUAUGGGAAAUGAUUUUGGGUGCUUUUACACUUGCUUUUGAAGUAAUUAAGGGUUGGUUUAAUGAUGACUGAGCUACAUUUAACUUCUCAAGCCUGUUAUAUAAAAGUCGCAAAUGAAGUUUCACUGCUUGUUAAACCUACGGACCCCAACGUUCCGCAUUUUAAGACCAAAUUAAUCCCUGGUGUAGCUCCACUGAAGCCAGUAGAGCUACACAAGGAAUUCAGUGGGCCCUUAAUUGCUAAAAUACCUUCCCACUUGUGCUAGUGAAUCUGUUGCAUGCUUUGAUAAUCUAUUCCAAGGGCUAAUUGCUAUCACUGUUAUAAUGCAUGAAUUCAAUGUGUGCAAUAUAAUUACAUGACUUAGUAUAAACAUAAACAAUAUACAUAAAUGAUAAAGGCAUAUAUAUUGCCAUGUACGCAUCUGCUAUGCAGCUAUGCACUGCUGGGCCCCUGCUCCAGGAACACUUCAGGAAGCUAAUAAAGAAAUAUUUGACUUAUGUUCUUAUGACUUGUAGAUUCCUUGGUAGAUAAACAGAAAAUUUGGGAAAUAGAAACAGGAGACCCGAUCUGAGAAUCAUACAGGUGAAGAACAGCAUGGAAAGGAAUUACCACCCUGUUUUUGUACAUUAGUUUCUAAUCACGAAGGAGAAAGAGGAAGAGGUAUUUGAAUAGAAAGGAAAAGACACUGUGAGUUUAGUUAUAACCUUUACAAGAUUCCAAGAAUGAGAAUUUGUGCUGGGAAAAACUAUAAACAUGUAAACCACUAUUCCAAGGUGAGCAAAUAUUUGCUUCGACCAGAACCUAAUGCAAGUCCCGCGUGGAAUAAAUAUAGACGCCUGCUUACCAGAAAGGGACUUAAUCCAAGUGUGUGGUACAUCCUUAGUAUGAUGGGAGAAAGAGUUUCUUCCCUACUCCACAUGACCUGAAGGAGCUUUUUGGCAGCCCAUCCAGCAUGAGAGGCUCAGAAUGAGGCUAUGUCUAUAUUAUGAGCUGGGGUGUGAUUCCCAGCUUGUGUAGACAUACUCAUGCUAGCUCCCCUUCAGCUAGCACACUAAAAAUAGUACUGUAGCCAUGACAGCAGGAGCAGUGGCAUACGCUAGCCUCACUGAGUAUAAACCUCCCUGAACCCUGAGGGGGGGGGGAGCAGAGUGCACUCAGGGUGGCUAGACUGUGCCACCGCUGCCCAUGCAAUCGUGACUAUUUUUAGCACACUAGCUGCAUGCGAGAUAAUAUGAGUCUGACUGUGCAAACUGGGAAUCACACCCCUAGCUCCACAGGGUAGACAUAGCCUGUCAUAAACAGAUAGUUAAGGGUUAAUGUCUCUUUUACCUGUAAAAGCAGCAAAGAA